Uloborus diversus is the source of this 2203-nucleotide messenger RNA. RefSeq names its product hemocyanin C chain-like. Gene Ontology annotation, molecular function: oxidoreductase activity. The transcript is spliced from 9 exons. Bases 30 to 1928 code for a protein of 632 amino acids. The record is from RefSeq and is a predicted model, not a curated record. NCBI's taxonomy places the organism in Eukaryota, Metazoa, Arthropoda, Arachnida, Araneae, Uloboridae.
GUUGAUCUAACGCCACCAGGAGGGUCAAGAUGGCUUCGGACGCAGCGGAGAAACAGAUGCGGGUACUGCCCUUGUUUGAGUACUGCACUCUUCCCACCAAGACAAAAUUUGGUCUGAGUGUGCAAAGAAAUCCCAAACUAGCCGGUCUGGGUAUCUUAGGAAGAGGAAAAAUCUUCUCUACUUUCAGACCAAGCCAUCUGGAAGAAGCCAAUACGCUUCUCGAAGUUCUCCUGGGUGCUGAAACCUUCGAUGAGUUUGUUGAUUUGUGCCAUCAAGUACGUGAUUUCGUCAAUGAAGGUCUCUAUGUGUACGCAGUGUCCGUGGCUAUCUUGCAUCGCAGUGAUUGCAAAGGAGUUUCCUUGCCACCGGUGCAAGAAAUCUUCCCCGACAAGUUCAUUCCCGUUGAAACUAUCUACAAAGCUAGAAAAGUAGCCUAUAGCCACCCUGACAAAGAUGACGAAAUCAUUAUCGACGUAGAAACAACAGGAAACAUCUUAGAUCCUGAAUAUAACUUGGCAUACUACAGGGAAGACAUUGGAAUAAAUGCCCAUCAUUGGCACUGGCAUUUAGUUUACCCUAGUACAUGGAAUGCAGCAGUAACUGGAAAAACAAAAGAUCGUAAGGGAGAAAUUUUCUUCUACAUGCACCAGCAAAUGUGUGCUCGAUAUGAUUGUGAAAGACUUUCCAAUGGACUGCCCCGCAUGAUUCCUUUCCACAACUUCCAUGAACCACUAGAAGGUUACUCUGCUCACUUGAGUUCCAUUGUUAACGGACUGACAUAUGCAUCUCGUCCAGAAGGCAUGAGAUUGCAUGAUAUUGAUGGUAUUGGUGUUCAAGAUCUGGAACGAAUGAGGGAAAGAAUCUUGGACGCUAUCAAUUUGGGUUAUGUAACAGAUGCAGAUGGUAGAGAAACUAUUCUGGAUGAGACACAUGGCAUUGACAUUUUAGGAGACAUCAUCGAGUCCAGUCAUGAAUCUAAAAAUCCUGAAUUCUAUGGAAGUCUACACAACUGGGGACAUGUGUUGAUGGCUAAUGUGCUGGAUCCUGACGGCAGGUAUCAGAACAACCCAGGAGUUAUGGACGACGCAACAACUUCCCUUCGGGAUCCUAUUUUUUACAGAUGGCACAGAUUCAUUGAUGACAUGUUCAAUGAAUACAAAAAGAAACUUGAACCUUAUUCUAAGGACGAGCUUGGAUUCAAUGGUGUCGAGAUCGAAUCUGUUACAGUGGUUGCUCAUCAAAACAAUGUCUUAACAACAACUUUUGAAGAGGACACUUUGGACUUAUCGAAUGCUUUCACCUUUGGAAGAAAAGGAGCUGUAAAGGUACGUUACCAACAUCUGGACCACGAGCCCUUCAGCUACGAUAUCAAAAUUCAAAAUAAUACCAGUAAAACUAAACAUGGUACCUGUCGAAUCUUCCUUGCUCCGGUCCAUGAUGAAUUGGGAAAUGUCAUUAGAAUCGACGAACUGCGUCGCCUAAUGAUCGAGCUGGACAGAUUCCAUCUUGUUUUGCAACCUGGAGUUAAUAAUAUAACUCGUGCAUCAAAGAGUUCAAGUGUUACCGUUUCAUCGGAGCGCAAAUUCAGCCAACUGUUGUCUGGUGAAGGAGCAAAUGAGCAUACUUCUGAAUAUUGCAGUUGUGGGUGGCCAGACCACCUCCUUAUUCCAAAAGGAAAUGAUAAAGGAAUGAAGUUCCAUCUCUUUGUGAUGGUUACAGAUCACUUGAAAGAUUUGGUUGGCCAACUUACCGAUAAACUCAUCUGCACAGAUGCUGUGAGCUAUUGUGGUGUAAAAGACGAUUUGUACCCAGACAGAAAAGCAAUGGGUUUCCCAUUUGAUAGAACCAUCAAAGGCGACUUCAUCAGUGACUGGUUAUUGUCCAAUAUGUCAAAUACUGAAGUAGUAAUCCACCAUGCUUCCACCUAAAUUGUAUAACUAAAGAAAAAUCGAAACACAAUAACUAUACGAUUUUCAAUUUAUCACCAAAACCAAUCCAGAACAUGAAAAACAGGCACAAUAAAUAAAGAACUUUUGAUCAGCAUUUCGUGAGCAGUUUCUGUAAACACCUUGCAUUUUCACGAAAUCAUUGCAGUUUUGUAAAUAUCUCUUGCGUUUUCAUUAAAUCAUGCAAUCUCCAACGUCAUGCAGUGAAAACUAUUGUGUAUUUUAUAGUUUAAUUAAAGCUAAUUUUUAUUCUUCAA